ACGCAAUGGCAAUUCCUCUUUCUCCGGUCGUUCGUGAACAUUUUGCGAGAAAACUUUUCGCCGCAUUUAAAAACGUUAAAGACGAAGCAUGCGAACGGCAUAAACACUGGAUUUAAGUAACUAUUGAAUGUCAUCGACCAAAGAUCUGGCAACGCCGUAGUCGCUCUCCCUCUCCCACCGUCUUCGGCCUUUUUGAGCACAUGUGCCACCGAUUGUUGCUCGCAACGGAUAUUUUUGUGCCUCCCGUUUGUUUAUGUGUGCAACGAAGUGAGAGAACUGCAUAUUUUGCAGGGCUAGCGAGUGAUGAACAACCAGCGAUAUGGCGGCAUCCAGUGGAUACAGCACCACGUUUCCGCGGGCGACUCCUCCGAGGUGGACAUCCUGGAGUCGGAUGGUGGAGCAGGGGCCUCGGGUGAGGAUCUGGACCAUGUGGCGGCCGAGAAUCUUAUAUUCAUGGCCCGCGACGGUCAGCUAAGUGAGAUAAUGGCUGCCAACGAAGCUGGUAGAACGGUCCUGGUCACCGCCGACGGCACCACGGUGGCCUAUGCGGAAUCCUUCGACGAUGACGCCCAGGUGGUCACCGAGGAGGUAAUCACAGACGACUGGGUGCAGCACCAAGGCGCCGAGCGAGUGGAGAUUGCUGCCGAGCAGAUAGCUGGGAUUAGCAGCUCACAGGAACUGCUGGACAUGGAGCAGGAUGAGUACACUGCGCUGAGGCCCUAUCCCUGCGACUUUUGCAGUCGGCGCUUUCGCAAGAAGGCCACCUUGAAUAACCAUAUGCUGGCCCACCAAAAUGAUCGACCGCACCUCUGCAAGCUGUGUGGAGCGCGAUUCUCACGACGAGCAGAGCUCAUUAGUCACUUCAAGGCCCACGCAGAGGCCCAGGAUGCCGCCGAUGCCGAGGCAGCAGCGGCGGCAGCCGAUUCGUCUUCUGCCAUUAAAUUCGAGCAUCAGACGCAGCGGCAACUGGACGAUCACUACUACGAGCAGGAAUGGCCACUCUUCCAACAUCAACAGGAGCAGGAAAACGCGCAACAGAAUGUCCAUCAACAGCAUCAGAUUGUGGAAGAGGGCGGGAUUCAGCUGGUGGCCAGUUACCCAGACACGGUAGCUCAACCAGCAGCUCCGUCGCGAGGCAGAAUCAGUCGGUUGAAGCCCAAGGAAGAAAGCAGCCAGUUCAUUGUGAUUUCCGACAAGUCGGUGGAGGACUCUAGGCCAUACAUGGAGCCUGAGCCGGCUCAGCCUGUGGUUACCACGUCGGAGUUUAUUGCUGUCGAACCGCCUCCUCAGCCAAACUUUCCGGUGCUGGAUCACAGCAAACCUUUUGUGUGUCAGCAAUGCGGAUUGGCCUUUGCGCGGGAAAAGGCACUAGUUUCACACACCAAGAAUCACCGCGUGGACUCACCGUUCGAAUGCAACCAGUGUCAGGAGAUGUUCUGGGACAACAGCAGCUUGCAGGAGCACCAGAAGACUCAUCAGUUCGAGGAGAGCAACUCGGAGUACGAUCCUGCCUCAGCGGAGGAGAGCGGCAGUGAAUCGGAGGCAGACGAGCAGUUGUAUGGCGAAUUCUAUUGCAACGAAUGUGGGAUCUCUUUUCAUCGCCAGGAUCUACUGCGACGUCAUGCCAAGAUGCACUGUAAGCCAUCGGAUCAGGCAGCUGUUGGUAGCAAUUCCGAUGUCACUGCUGGCGGAGACGUGGAGCUUGCCAAAGAUUCUUCUGGUCACUGUUGCAACACUUGCGGAAAGUCCUUUCCUAGCGCUUUAGAGAUGCUCGCCCAUGCAGAAAUCCAUGCUAGGUUCCCGCCCUUCAAGUGCGUCCUAUGCGGCAUUAGCUUUUACGAGGAGCAGGCGAUUAAGCGUCACCUGCACACUCGCCAUCCCAGUGAAUUGAAUGCCAAUUCCUGCGUUCUGUGCGGCAAAGAGUGCCGCGAUCGCAAGGCUCUGAUAAAGCACGCCUGGGACCAUUCGCGCGAGAAGUGCCAUUCGUGCUCCAAGUGCGGAAAGAACUUCCACAACAAAGCGCGUCUAAAGCGGCACAUGGCUUCGCAUCGGGACAAGUCGGUUGUAUGCGAGGUGUGCCAGGAAGAAUUCCCCGACGGUCGUACGCUCUCCAACCAUCGACACUCGCACAGCACUACUACGCCUGGCAAGCUUUUUCCGUGCCUCGAAUGCGGCAAGACAUUUGGUUCGCGCAGUUCCCAGCAGAUUCACGUACGGAUCCACACCGGUGAGCGGCCAUAUGGCUGCCGCUACUGCUGGAAGGCUUUCGCGGAUGGUGGUACUCUGCGGAAGCACGAGAGAAUCCACACCGGCGAGAAGCCAUAUGCCUGCUCCGUCUGCCCACGCGCCUUUAACCAACGGGUAGUGCUGCGGGAACACAUUCGCUCCCAUCAUUCUGGGCUGGAUGUAGCGCGGAACACCUAUCACUGCACAGUCUGUUCCGAAGACCUGGCAUCGUCCAAUGACCUUAUUCAGCACCUGAUCCAACACAGUGAUUCAAACACAGCUAAGCAGCGACAGCCCGUUACGGGACCGCGCAAGUACAAGCGUCGCCGUAAGCUACAGCCUCACGAGAUCGCUCACAUGCGGGCGGCGAACAAGCAUGUCAACGGUGAUGAGGAAGAGGCCAUAGGAGAAGGCGAUGCAGAGGAGUGUGCCAGUGACAUCGAUUUCUGCGACUUUGAUGUGGAGAACGUGGACGAUAUCUUCGACAUGGCCGAAUCACCCAAAAAAGAAAAGCGAAAGAGGGGCUCGGCAGCCACAAAAGCUGAUGCCAAACCCGUGACCAAUGGGAAAGCGGCAAAACCUGCCCAAGAUAAGGGCAAAGCUAAGCCAAGAUAUGAUUCCACCAGCAGUCAGCAAUCGGAUCGCCUUUGGGAGGAAAAGUUCCUGCACGACAGUCAAGUGGCUCUGUUUCAGAUCGAUUCGCUGGUAGUGGUCAACGACACUCAUUUGCAGCCUGCUAGCUCCGCUGUGUCUGCUAACAUACCCAACACAAGAGGUGGAUCGAAGCAGCAGGGAAAAGUUCAGGCGAAGUCUGUAGAAGGAGCCGAAAAUUUGAAUAGCUCAGCUACCACAUCUGACACUACAUUCUCCGCCUCCACCUCCACUGCCAGCACUCGGAGCCGCAAGAGGGCAGCAACCACUAAAACAGCCAGCAAAGCACCUCCUGCCAGUAAUUCGCGACCUCGAAUGAUUCACACAGAGAAAGCCAAGGUGACAAAAGGAGUUGGCGGAGACUCCACUAGUAGUUCGGCAAAGAAAACGCGCUCGAAGACCUAUAUAAGUCGCACGGAGUCGCACAAUCUGAGCCUCGACAAAUCCCGCAGCAGUGCCUCAAAUAUGGUGGAUGACUAUGAAAUCAUUUCUCCAGCUACUCAUCCGCCAAAUCAGAUCAGCUCCAGUCCCUUGCACAUCAAACAGGAGCAGGAACAACAACAGCGUGUUCAACUUAUGUACGAUGAUAACCUACUGAUAGAUGCUGCUCUGCUCAGGGAGAAGACUUAUGAGAAGUUUAAUCCGAGCAUUGUUAAUGAUCUGGAGGAGAUCCUCCGCUCUCCACUGAAGCACGAGAGAAAUUCUCGUCUUCGCUUUACCAGCGAGUCAUCCACCACGCCACAAUAUUUGCACGAAGAGGAGCAAAACCUUAUAAAAAUUGAACCAACUUCUCCGGAUCUGCGGGAAAUGUUGGAGGGUCAGCAAAGAGUCAUCGCUCAUAGCGGCAGCACUCCUUCGUCCUCUUCAUCUGCUAGAACUUCCAGACAUCUGCGACAAAUCACUGCCAAUGGUGCACGGGCAGGCAGCAAGAGAACAACAGGUGGCGUAGCCAGCAAGACGUCGGCAUCCCCGGGAGUGGUGGCCAAAAAAUCGAACACUGCCACCAAGGUGAGCAGCAGCAGCUCAUCCUCGUACCUCUCGUACGGGGUGGAUUCCUACAAUGUAAACGUACCUGCCAGUGCCAACAACGGCGAUGUGGGCAGCGGAUUCUUUUCCAUCUCGGAGGUCGUUUCCGCAGCUGACGCCGCGGAUGCGGCUGCUAAAGCGGCGGCAGCUGGUAAAUCGGAGCGGAAAACUCGCAGUUUCGAGUGCGAAAUGUGCUCGGCCAUCUUUUAUGAUCGCACCCAGCUGCUGGAACAUGUGCACAUUCACAUUUAAAUGGAAGCUACCUAAACCACUCGCCCGGAGCCUUGUAUUUUUGAAACAUCUUAUCCUUAUAUACAAACAAAAUCGGAGUAAAUUACCUCAAGGUAUCGUGCAUCGAAAAAUAUCGUUGAUUUAUGCGUUAUUUAAAAUAUGGAACCUAAACCUAUUAUAGAGAGAAUAGUUCGUAAGGCUUUUAAGUUUGUACCUCAGCUUUUGUUUUGAAGAAUUGGUAUGCUGGAAUAAAUACAUCAUUAAAUGGUUUUUCAUUACCUU
Drosophila melanogaster (fruit fly) is the source of this 4416-nucleotide messenger RNA. RefSeq lists its product as uncharacterized. Gene Ontology annotation, cellular component: nucleus. The record is from RefSeq and is marked reviewed. Bases 304 to 4155 code for a protein of 1283 amino acids. The transcript is spliced from 6 exons. NCBI's taxonomy places the organism in Eukaryota, Metazoa, Arthropoda, Insecta, Diptera, Drosophilidae.